Molecule: messenger RNA, 3236 nt
Organism: Theobroma cacao (cacao)
Lineage: Eukaryota; Viridiplantae; Streptophyta; Magnoliopsida; Malvales; Malvaceae
Source: RefSeq, a predicted model, not a curated record
UUUCACAAGUUCCACUUCGACAUAACUUCAUGGGAAACACUAAGUUCAUUCUGGCUCUUAUGGUGGUGGUGUUGCUGCCUAAUUUUGGGGUUUCAUUCUCUAUGAAAUCAACAACCAACAUCAGUACAGACCGAUUGGCUCUUCUUGCACUGAAAGCCCGUGUCAACAGUGAUCUUCUAGCCACCAACUGGUCAACUGCUACCACUAUUUGCAAUUGGGUUGGUGUCACUUGUGGAUCUCGACACCACAGAGUCAUUGCUUUGGAUCUAUUUGGCAUGAAUCUCUAUGGAACCAUACCACCAGACAUGGGAAAUCUGUCUUUCGUUGCUUUCCUUGGCAUUGGAAACAACAGUUUUCAUGGUUCGUUGCCCAUCGAGUUGGCUAAUUUGUGCCGGUUGAAAUCUCUACUGUUGAGAAACAACAAUUUCAACGGAGAAAUCCCAUCUUGGUUUGGUUUCUUCUCUAAACUUCAAAACUUGAGUUUGGCCGGUAAUAACUUCGUGGGAGAUAUCUCAUCUUCUUUGUGCUCUUUGUCAAAACUAGAGUUAUUGAGCUUGUAUAACAACAAUCUGCAAGGACGUAUCCCUGUGGAAAUCGGAAAUCUUUCUAGCUUGAGAUUUUUAUAUUUGGGCGGCAAUCAGCUUUCAGGCUCCAUACCUUCCUCGGUCUUCAGCAUAUCUUCAUUGCAACGGAUUGCUCUUAGCGACAACCAGCUAAUUGGUUCCAUCCCGCUCAACAUGUCUUUCAAAUGUCAAAAGUUGGAAAUAUUAUCCUUAUCUUACAAUGAUUUGGAGGGAACUAUACUAAAAGAAAUUGGGAAUUUGGCUAUGCUUAAAAUUCUCUAUCUUGGUCGGAACAACCUUAAAGGUAAAAGAAAAUUAAUUGUUUUACCUGUUUUUCGGCUUAUGAUAUCAUGUGACAUUCCACAACAAAUUGGCAACCUAACACUUUUGGAAGAACUUGCUUUUGGCGAAAAUAACUUGACAGGCAACCUACCAAAUUUGGUACUUUUGAAUUUGGGAUUGAACAGUAUCUCCGGACAUAUCCCUCCUGGUAUCUUUAAUAGCUCAACUGUGACGCUCAUUGACCUCAAUUCAAACCAUCUCUCAGGUUGUCUUCCAUGGAGCACAGGACUAUGGCUUCCAAAGCUUGAACGGCUUCUACUUGAUAUAAAUGAGUUGAACGGAACAAUACCUACCUCCAUCUCCAAUGCCUCUAAGCUAACAACGCUUGACUUGUCAGUGAAUUCAUUUUCUGGAUAUAUUCCUGUUGAUCUCGGCAAUCUAAGAGAUCUAGAAUGCCUCAAACUACAUUCUAAUAAUUUAGCUAGCACACUUUCAUCCCCAAAAUUGAGCUUUCUCUCAUCUGUAGCAUAUUGCAAAGACUUGAGAGUCUUGGAUUUUAGUUAUAAUCCAUUGAUCGAUGCUGAACUUCCUAUUUCUAUAGGAAAUCUUUCUAUUGCGCUACAAUAUUUCUAUUCUAGGGGCUGCAACAUUGGAGGCAACAUUCCGGAAGAGAUUAGCAACCUAAGCAACUUGAUCACCUUGUCCAUAGGUAACAAUCAACUGAUUGGAUCUAUUCCCACCACAAUAGGAAGAUUAGAAAAGUUACAAGGUCUUUCUCUUGAAGGCAAUAAGUUAGAAGGAUUUAUUCCAUCUGACUUAUGCCGUCUGAAGAGUGUGGGUUUCUUGGAUCUCACAGAGAACAGAUUGGUUGGACCAAUACCAGCAUGCUUGGGUGAUCUCGUUUCUCUUAGAGUGGGGCUCUCCCAAAUCGACAUUGGAAAGUGGAAAGUUGUUAUUCAUAUUGAUUUUUCCAACAAUCAAUUAUCAAGUGAAAUUCCGAGUAGCAUUAGUGCUCUUGAAGACCUAGCUUAUCUUUCUUUAUCCCGUAACAAAUUGUAUGGGUCUAUACCUGAGUUAUUUGGUGGGCUGAUAGGAUUGGAAUUCUUGGAUCUAUCAAGGAAUAAUUUUUCUGGAAUUAUUCCAAAGUCCUUGCAAAAACUCUUGUAUCUCAAGUAUUUGAAUGUCUCAUUCAAUAGAUUGCACGGAGAAAUUCCUAAUGAAGGACCCUUUGCCAACUGCUCAAUUCAAUCAUUUGUGGGGAACGAAGCACUAUGUGGUGCGUCUCGACUGCAACUCCCACCAUGCACAAGUAAUUCUGCUCAACAUUCAAGGAAAGCUACUAAGCUUAUAGAAUUUAUUCUAUUACUAGUUAGCUCAACGCUAUUAAUUCUAGCCUUAAUUGUCUUUCUCUUCCAAAGUGGAAGAAAGCAUUCAAAGCAACAAAUUGAUCGAGAAAAUUCCAUUGGUUUAGCAAAGUGGAGAAGAAUUUCAUACCAAGAGCUUCAUCAAGCCACAAAUGGUUUUUGUGAAAGCAAACUACUUGGUGUGGGGAGUUUUGGCUCAGUAUACCAAGGUGCUCUUUCAAAUGGAUUGAACAUUGCCAUAAAAGUCUUUAAUUUGGAGGUAAAAGGAUCAUUUAAGAGCUUUGACAUUGAGUGUGAAGUCUUGCGCAACAUUCGCCACCGGAAUCUAGUCAAAAUCAUCAGUAGUUGCUGCAAUGUUGAUUUUAAAGCCUUGGUACUUGAGUUCAUGCCUAACGGAAGCCUUGAGAAGUGGUUGUAUUCUCAUAACUACUUUCUUGAUAUCUUGCAUAGGUUGAACAUUAUGAUUGAUGUGGCCUCCACAUUAGAAUACCUCCAUCAUGGUCAAAUAAUUCCUGUGGCCCAUUGUGAUUUAAAACCCAACAAUGUUCUGUUAGAUGAAGAUAUGGUUGCACAUUUGGGUGAUUUUGGCAUUGCAAAGCUGUUAGCUGAAGAAGAUUCAACGGUACAAACCAUAACACUAGCAACAAUUGGGUAUAUGGCACCAGAAUACGGAACACAAGGAGUUGUUUCCAUAAAAGGUGAUGUGUAUAGUUUUGGUAUUCUUCUAAUUGAAACCUUAAUAAGAAAAAAACCCACAGGUGAAAUGUUUGUUGGAGAAAUGAGCUUAAAACAUUGGGUGACUAAGUCAUUACCAUCUACAUUAACUCAAGUUGUAGAUGCCAAUUUGCUAAGCAGUACCAACGAGCAAGAACAUUUUGCAAUAAAAGAUUGUGCAUUGUCUAUUUUGCAAUUGGCGUUAGAAUGUUCAGAAGAGUUGCCAGAAGAGAGGAUUGACAUGAAAAAUGUUGUUGCUCAAUUAAAGAAGAUCAAAAUCAAGUUUUUGAAGGAUUCUAAAAGGCGGGCUUGA